Zerene cesonia (dogface butterfly) is the source of this 1519-nucleotide messenger RNA. Its product is annotated as pleckstrin homology domain-containing family A member 3-like. The record is from RefSeq and is a predicted model, not a curated record. Lineage: Eukaryota; Metazoa; Arthropoda; Insecta; Lepidoptera; Pieridae. The transcript is spliced from 5 exons. Gene Ontology annotation, cellular component: recycling endosome; trans-Golgi network; early endosome. Bases 234 to 869 code for a protein of 211 amino acids. Gene Ontology annotation, biological process: receptor recycling; retrograde transport, endosome to Golgi; endosome organization.
UUGUCAAUAAAUUCACUACUGUCAAAGUCGCUAAAAAAUCUGUUGUUAUUGUGCGCAAGCUGUUAGCUUAAAAUAUAAGAUAUAUAUCCAAAAAAUAAUUAAAUUUUUUAAAAUUUUAAAUAGUUGAUUAAAUCACUCCUACGAUUGAAAUUAUUUUACAACACAGCAAUCAAUAUAAAUAACAUAUUAAAGUGACGUGUGAACAAUACGUGGACCAUAAUAUUAUUUAAUACAUGGAAGGUGUUUUAUGGAAAUGGACAAAUUAUUGGAAUGGUUGGCAAACAAGAUGGUUCGUUUUAGAAAAUGGAAUAUUAUCCUAUUAUAAAUCACAAGAUGAAGUCUGUCAAGGUUGUAAAGGUUCAGUGAAAGUUUCAGUAUGUCAAAUCAAUGUUAAUAACAUUGAUAAUACUAGAAUGGACUUGGUCAUUCCUGGCCAGCAGCACAUGUAUCUUCGGGCACCUUCAUCUCAAGAUAGACAGAAAUGGUUGGUGGCUUUAGGCAGUGCUAAAGCAUGUCUGGAAUCAAUAGCAGAUGUGAAAGUUAUUGGAGUAGAAGAUUCUUUAAUCAGUAAGAAGUCAGAAUUGCACCUUUAUUGUGAUUUAUUAAUGCAACAAGUUCAUGCUGUUAAAAGUGCUGCUAGUCAUGACAAUGGACCGGAUGUGGAGAAAAUCGAAGAAGCAUCAAGUCUGUUAAAAGCAACAUGUGACACAUUUAUUAGAACACUUGAAGAUAUAAUGAAACUUACAACCACUGCUACUGGGAACCUUACACCCUUUGAAGUUCAAGUACCCCCUAUCCCUGCCUCUAAAAACUUAAAUAAAAACCUAAAAACAAACCUUAACAGAUCUUUAUCACAAGAUAAUAGAUGAAAUGGAAUCAUAUUUUCUCAGAAAUUUUUUUUUGUAAAACCUUAUUGGCUUGUAUAUAAAUUAUAUUUAAGAAGUUAUGUUGUGAGUUAUGCAAUAUCUUUAUGAGGCCAGAAUUAGAUGUUAACAUUUUAAGCACCAAAUCAGAUGCUUCAUUGUAUGAAAUUCUAUAUUUAAUACAUGUAUUUUUCGAUGUGAUAAUAAUUGUUAAUGUUGUUUUAAAUUUUGAUAAUGUUUAGAUUGUUCCUUUUAAAUAAAAAGUCAGAGCAAUUCAGGAUCGAUAAAAUACAUGUUUAGUUAAAGGAAAUAUUAUUUAUAAAUUUGAUUUAUAUUACAAUAGUGGACAUAAUAAGAGUUAUAAGGCAAUUAUUUAUAUUUAAACUGCAAAGUAUUGUAUGAGAAAGGCGUAAAAUUUGAGAAUGUAAAAAUCAUUAAAAACAACAUACUAAAACUCGACUUAAUCUCUCGAUUUUUUUAAGUACUUAAAAGUAUUAUUUCAGAUCUUUGUUUUAUUGUAAAUAGUUAAUAGUGGAUUUGUAGAUAAAAAAAAAAAUGGAAUUUUAUUAAAUUCUACAUUCCAUUUGUCUCAUGACAUCUACUAUGUAUCAUUCCUAUUUAUGUUUUGUGUAUUAAAUAAAAAAUAUAGAUUAGCA